AUGACGGUGCAUGUGCGUGACGUCACCAUCAAAAUGUCCAAAAAACGGUCCGCAAAGAAAAGGUUAAAGACCUCAAUCGAAAAAGAGUUAGCAGAAGCUGCUCGGGAGAUUUUCAGGCUGCUGCAGGAGCGCAGCCAAGCAGAGCUGGAGGAGCUGCGGAUGCUGGUGAUGAAGAGAAUCACCGCGGCCGUGGAGCUCAUCUUCAACGCGUUUGAAGCAAGCAGAUCGGUCGAAAGAGGGUCGCUGAAGCAUCUUGAGCCUCAGACAGCGGAUCGUGGAAUGAACCGGAGAAAGUUGAGAUUGAAGAAGCUCCUUCCUGGUAACUCUUCAAGGUCAAAGUCCAAACUGAACCAACCAGCAGCCUCUCCAGAUGAUGCAACAGAAGAGGAGGAGGAGGAAGAAGAUGAGGAUAAUGUCGCUGAGGAACAAUCUCAUGGCUGCAGGGUGUGUGGAAAGUCCUUUGACAGUGAAGUUGUUCUAAUAAAACAUGUAGAGGAUCACGCAAAGGAGAAUGAGUGCCGGUGUGGUGUGUGCGGCAAACAUUUGGACUCCAGUGAUAAUCUGACACUACACCUGCAGACUCACAGCAGCAGAAGCAAGACCUGCCAUGUCUGUGGUAAGAAGUUCCACUCAAUCCGAGCUCAAGAAACACACUUGAAGCUCCACGCAGGUGAGAAACUCUUUAACUGUCACCUCUGUGGUAAGAGCUUCAGCAAAAAGGCUAACAUGCUGACCCUCCUAAAGUCCCAAACAGCAGAAAAUGCAUUAACAUGCACCGCUUGCUCCGAAGAGCUCAGUAACUCCAACUCACUGGAGCAUUGCAAAAGCGACCACAACAAAGCGGUGCCUUUCAGCUGCAAGGACUGUGGGAAAGACUUUCCAACAAGUCCUGAACUGGAGCAGCAUAUCGAGAUUCCCAAAUCCGACAAGCAGUUAAUCGAAGGGAGCAAACAGAGUCCGACUCCUCCUCACUCCUGCAAGGUCUGCAGGAAUUCUUUUCACAGCAAAGGUAACUUAUUGCGCCACACGGAGACACAUUUCAAGGAUUCUGACUUUCGUUGUGGUGUUUGUGGUGAGCAAUCCGAGUCUGCGGAGAGCGUUCAACUUCACAUCCAGAGUCACAGAGAAACUAAUAGAGUAUGUGAAAUCUGUGGCAUCAAGUUCAAGGACAUGGACACGCACAUGAGGAGACACACGGGACAGAAACCCUUCAGAUGCAAAGACUGUGGUAAGGAUUUCUCAAGGAAGGGCUCUUUGGAGAAACAUAUGAAGAUGCACUCUGGAGAGAGACCAUACAUCUGCGAGUUCUGUGGAAAGACUUUUAUUGAAAACAGUGUUCUAAAAAGACACAUUAAGAGCCACGUGGGGGGAAAGCCCAGAAUUUACCCCUGUGAUGUCUGCGGUAAGAAGUUCACCAUGAACCAACAUCUGGAUGUGCACAAGAGGAUCCACACGGGGGAGAAGCCGUUCACCUGCAGGGUCUGCAACAAGAGCUUCAGGCAGAUCGGCAACCUGGACUCUCACAAGAGGAUCCACACGGGCGAGAAGCCGUUCAUCUGCAGUCUCUGCGGGAAAAGGUUCUGCCAGAAGAUCUCACUGGAGAGACACGAGAGGUUCCACAAGAAAGACAAAACGUUCAUGUGCCAGCUCUGCAGCAAGGGCUUUGUCCAGAACACUGACCUAAAGAGACACAUGCGGACACACACUGGGGAGAAACCCUUCAGCUGCCAUUUGUGUGAGAAGAGCUAUCAGGAGAAGCGCUCGCUGUACUCGCACAUGAAGAUCCACACAGAAGAGCAGGCUGCCAAAGACUCGGCUGUGAUGUCCGUCCCAAAGCAACAAGGGGACAUUCUUCCUGACUUCAUCCAGCUGAAGGCAUUUAAUCCUGGAAAUUCGUGGAAAUAUUGCUUCCAGCUUAAUUUAGAGUCAUCACGGAAAGACACAUAUUCCCCGUCGUGUUUGAUCCAUCAGAAAACCGGUGUAAUGUGCGGCGUUGAGCUGCUGUGGUUGUCGGUCUAUGAGCGGAUUAACGCCACGGCUCAAGAUGUUUUACAGCAAAUGGAAACGGGAGAAAAAGCGGCGGAAAUCUGGACGCUGAGAGCUCUGCUCACCGAAAGGCUAACAGCGGCUGCGGGGGAGAUUGUAGCUCUUUUUAAGAAAACUGUGGUGGAUUAUGAAGAUAAACUGCAGCGGUCGGAGCGGGAAAUCCGCCGCCAGAAGAGACUGCUUGAUACUUUACUAAACCCCGAAGUCAGGUUGCAGAGAGCGGAUUUUUCGCCUUCAGGAGCACCAUCACCUGCAGCUAACGAGCUAUCCAGACACAAUUCCGGUCACCUUCAAAAUAAAAGCCCUGCCAGCUUGAGCGAAGAGGUGACAGACCAUGAAGUGGAUACCGCAUAUAAUGAGUCUCAGCUGAAUGUGAACGACUCAAACCUCCAGCCUGCAGCUGAUCCAAAUCUGUUCUAUUUUGAAAAUGACUUCAGUGAUAUUUCCCUCCCAUUAGUGCCUUGCCCCACUCAGCUGACCUACCUCCCACCUGUCUCUACGACCAGUGGAGAAGAUGAAGACGAACAGUGCCAGGCUUCCAAAUCUAGGAAAAGAAAGAAGAAAGGUCGCCCAGUUGGAUCUGAAUCGCUCCAGAGUUUUGCUCAGAACGACUCAAACGUCCAGCCUGCAGACCUGAAUCAGUCCCACUCUGAAAAGGACGUUGGCGAUGCUUCCUGCACACAAGCACCGGCCUCCCCCUCGCUGUCCUCCGACCCACCUCCCUCCGAAGGCAGUAGAGAUGAUUCAGAUAAAGACUGGAGCGAGCACAGUCAGACUCCCAAAUCUAGGAAAACAAAGAAGAGAGGUCGUCCAGUUGGAUCUGGUGAGAAAAAAAAGAGAGGACGACCUUUCGGAUCUUUAGGAAAGAAGAAGAGAGACCUGCUGGCGCUCGGAUCUUUAGAAGUUGUGAAGAAACGGAAGCGCUCAAAGCCAGAUCAGAGCUACAGCUGCUACACGUGUGGACGCCUUUCUCCUGGGAAAGGCUUCCUGCUCCAACACGUCCUAAAGGUCUGUUUCAGCAACCCGGACAGCCGCUGUGGCUUCUGUGGGGAGGUUUUAGACUCUGCUGAAAGCCUGGCGGCUCACCUGCAGGCUCACCAAGAAAACAGCAAAAAGUGCUCCUUCUGCGGGAAAAUCUUCACCUCCAUCAUGGCGCAGGAGCAGCACGCUCGUCUGCACACCGGAGAAAAACCGUUUAGCUGUGCUGAAUGUGGUAAAAAGUUCAGUCAGAAAGGCAACCUGACGUCUCACCUACAGGUGCACGCUUCAGAGAAACCUUUCAGAUGUAAAGAGUGCCCUCGUGCCUUCUGUCACAGGAGCUCAUUAGAGCGCCACACAGGACUGCACACACACAAGGUCGUCCACACCUGCAGCGUGUGUAAUAAAGAGUUUAGUAAGAAGAUCAUCCUGAGGAAACACAUGAAGGUCCAUCAAACAGAGAUGGUUGGCAAUGAGAUGUUGGUGAAGGAAUCGUCGUCAUGCUCCUGCAAAGUCUGCGGGGAAUCCUUUACCCAUGAGAUACUCUUCAUUAAGCACAAAGGGACUCAUGAGCAUGAUCGGAACGGCUCCAAAGAAAGUCUUGUCCCUCCACUGCAGUCCCAUCAUGGUCGUUGUCUUCAGUAUGGAAAAUCUUUACUCAGUAGAGAAGACCUAAAGUUAUCUGUAUAUGGACUCCGUACGGAAACGGGACCACAAAAGAUGCAGUCUGGUUUCCGUACGGCUUCCACGCGGAAACUUUCCGGAGCUCCGGAACCGCACUGCACUGUUGCAGGUGUGAAUGCUCUGAUUGGACUCAGUGAUUUCUGGGAAGCAAGCCAAUCACAUGUGAGCUCACAAGGUCGCCAAGUCUGCACCAACGCUCACUGCUGCGCUGCCAUUUGUAAUUCGACACCGGACAGUGAAGAGCUGCGGUGUUGUGGACAGACUGGAAACCAAAAGGACCGGUCCAAAAAUGAUUUCUUGUACCUCGGCUCUGUCAGUGUGCCCCAGGGCUGCUGUAGCUACAUGUUGCUCAUCACCACCACUAGGACAGAGCGAAGGGAGGAAGAAUCGCUCCAGAGUUUUGCUCAGAACGACUCAAACGUCCAGCCUGCAGACCUGAAUCAGUCCCACUCUGAAAAGGACGUUGGCGAUGCUUCCUGCACACAAACACCGGCCUCCCCCUCGCUGUCCUCCGACCCACCUCCCUCCGAAGGCAGUAGAGACGAUUCAGAUAAAGACUGGAGCGAGCACAGUCAGACUCCCAAAUCUAGGAAAACAAAGAAGAGAGGUCGCCCAGUUGGAUCUGGUGAGAAAAAAAAGAGAGGACGACCUGUCGGAUCUUUAGGAAAGAAGAAGAGAGACCUGCUGGCUCUUGGGUCUUUAGAAGUUGUGAAGAAACGGAAGCGCUCAAAGCCAGAUCAGAGCUACAGCUGCUUCACGUGUGGACGCCUUUCACCUGGGAAAGGCUUCCUGCUCCAACACGUCCUAAAGGUCUGUUUCAGCAACCCGGACAGCCGCUGUGGCUUCUGUGGGGAGGUUUUAGACUCUGCUGAAAGCCUGGCGGCUCACCUGCAGGCUCACCAAGAAAACAGCAAAAAGUGCUCCUUCUGCGGGAAAACCUUCACCUCCAUCAUGGCGCAGGAGCAGCACGCUCGUCUGCACACCGGAGAAAAACCUUUCAGCUGUGCUGAAUGUGGUAAAAAGUUCACUCAGAAAAGUAGCCUGGUGUCUCACUUAAAGGUGCACGCUCCAGAGAAACCUUUCAGAUGUAAAGAGUGCCCCAGCGCCUUCUGGCAGAUGACCUCGUUAGAGCGCCACAUGAAGCAGCACACAGAUAAUUUGGUCCACACCUGCAGUGUGUGCAAUGAGGAAUUUAGUAUGAAAAUCAACCUGAGGAAACACAUGAAGGUCCAUCAGGCAGAAGACACUCAAAAUACAAAGAAACCACCAACAAAUUGUUGCAAGGUGUGCGGGGAGGCAUUUGUAAAAAAGGCAAACUUAACGAAACAUGCGAGGACUCAUGUAGAGGAUCCAAACUGCUGCUGUGCAGUUUGUGGACAUGAGUACGACUCUGUAGACAGCCUCUCUGCUCACCUGGACUCCCACAAAUACAACGGCAAGACCUGCGAAGUCUGCGGGAAACACUUCCCGUUUCUCUCAGAGCUGCUGCUGCAUUUGAGGAUCCAUUCUGAAGAAAGGCCUUUUACCUGCAGCACCUGUGGAAAGAAAUUCAAGCUACGCGGCAUUCUGCGGACACACCUGAAGAUCCACACGGGCGAACGAGCGUUCUCCUGCAGAAUCUGUGGGAAGAGCUUCAUCCAGAAAGUGGCCCUGAACACUCACAUGCGCUUCCACAACAAGGAGAGGUGCUUCCUGUGUCAGGUGUGUGGGAAAGGCUUCAUGCAGAGCGAGGACCUGAGGAGACACAUCCUGAUUCACACAGGAGAGAAACCCUACAUCUGCAAGGUCUGUGGAAAGUGCUUCCAGGCCCGACGAUCUCUCAACCUACACGAUAAAACUCACAAAUCAGAGGUGGAGGGCGCUGGACCAGAGCGUAUUAACAACUCAGAGGUUCCAGGGAUGGAGGGCUUCCCUUCAGUGUACCUGCAGCUAAACCCAAAACGCAGCAGAAUGUGCAGCGUUGAUAUGCUGUGGUUGUCGGUCUAUGGACGGAUUAACGCCGCGGCUGAGGAUGUUUUACAGCAGAUAGAAAACAGAGAAAACGCGGCGGACAUCUGGACACUGAGAGCUGUGCUCACCGAGCGGCUAGCAGCGGCUGCGGAGGAGAUAGUAGCUCUUUUUAAGAAAACUGUGUUGGAUUAUGAAGGUAAAUUGGAGCGGUCGGAGCGGGAAAUCAAUCGCCAGGGGAGCCUGCUUGAUACUAUAUUAAACCCCGAAGUCAGGUUACAAAGGGCGGAUCAGAUAAAGGAUUUUUCGCCUUCAGGAGCAGAAUCACCCGCAGCUGGCGAGCUGUCCAGCCACAGUUCCGGCCAUUUUCAAAAUAAAAGUCCUGUCAGCAUGAGCGAAGAAGUGACAUACCGUGAAGAGGAGGAUUCCAAUAAUGAGUUUCUGCAGAACUUGAAUGACUUAAACCUCGAGCCGGAAGCUGACCUGAAAAACUUGAAUGACUCACAAAAUAACUUAAGUGAUGUGUCCUGCCCUCCAACACCCGGAUCCGCCUCACCAUCCUACCAGCCAUCGGUCUCCGCAAGUAGCGAUAAAUGUCCAGACGAAGACUGGUGUGAGCAGAAACAGACUUCUCAAUCUAGAGGGAAUAGAAAGAGAGGUCGACCGUUUGGAUCUUUAGGAAAGAAGAAGAGAGACCUGCUGGCACUCGGAUCUUUAGAAGUUGUGAAGAAACGGAAGCGCUCAAAGCCAGAUCAGAGCUACACCUGCUACACGUGUGGACGCCUUUCUCCUGGGAAAGGCUUCCUGCUCCAACACGUCCUAAAGGUCUGUUUCAGCAACCCGGACAGCCGCUGUGGCUUCUGUGGGGAGGUUUUGAACUCCGCCAACAGCCUGGCGGCUCACCUGCAGGCUCACCAAGAAAACAGCAAAACGUGCUCCUUCUGCGGGAAAACCUUCACCUCCAUCGUGGCGCUGGAGCAGCACGCCCGUUUGCACACUGGAGAGAAGCCGUUUCGUUGUCAGGAUUGUGGUAAAAAGUUCUGUCAGAAAGGCAACCUGACGUCUCACCUAAAGGUGCACGCACCAGAGAAACCGUUUCAAUGCAAAGAGUGCCCUCGUGCCUUCUGGCACAUGAAGUCAUUGGAGCGCCACGUGAAGCAGCAUGCAGAAAACGCCGUCUACACCUGCAAAGUUUGUAAUGAGGAGUUUAGUAAGAGUUUCAGCCUGAGGAAGCACAUGAGUGUCCAUCACUCUGAUGUAAGUGGAAGACCAAAGAAAGCACCCGGGUACUUCUGCAGAGUGUGUGGGGAUGCCUUUGACAAGAAAUCACUCCUACUUAAACAUGCAAGUUUUCAUGGGCGGGAUCCAAACUGCUGCUGUGCAGUUUGUGGGCACCACUUUGACUCCACCAGCAGCCUCAGCACUCACCUGCAGUCGCAUCGCUGCGCUGGCAUUACCUGCGAAACUUGCGGAAAGUCCUUCGUUGGUCAGUCAGCGCUGCUGAUGCACCAGAGGAUACACAGUGGAGAAAAGCCGUACACCUGCAGCUUCUGCGAAAGGACCUUUAACCAAAUUGGCAACUUGAAGACACACCUGAAGAUCCACACAGGUGAACAAGCGUUCUCCUGCAACAUCUGUGGGAAGAGCUUCACCCAGAAAGGGACACUGAACACUCACAUCCGCUUCCACAACAAGGAGAGGUGCUUCCUGUGUCAGGUGUGUGGGAAAGGCUUCAUGCAGAAUGAGGACCUGAGGAGACACAUCCUGAUUCACACAGGAGAGAAACCCUACAUCUGCAAGGUCUGUGGAAAGUGCUUCCAGGCCCGACGAUCUCUCAACCUACACGAUAAAACUCACAAAGGCGAGUCGGAGGCUGCCGGACCAGAGCUGUUGGACAACUCAGAGGUUCAGAGGAUGGAGAGCUUCUCUUCAGUGUACCUGCAGCUCUAGGCCAGCACAUCUGCUCCUGUCUGAGCCUCGUGCCGGUCUUUGAUUCAAACAAACAUUAUUUGUAUUUAGUUGCAAAUUUUGAGGCAGAUGUUUAACUUCAAAUUUAACAAAAUGCGUUCACAUCAUCAGUCAGUGAUGGGAAGUUUGAUUGGUAGAAUUUCUAAGUAUUGUUGAGCUGGUUUUAUAAGAAUCAGAAAUAGUUUCAAAAUUGGUUAACUGGUCUUUUUUCCCCUUCAUACGAUCACCAUUUCCUGGUUAAGUGACAGUCUACUCCAUAAUAUCAGAUAACAUUUAUCUGAAUGUCUGUAGUUAUUGAUUUUGAUCAGUUUGUCUUAGGUAUUUUUUUAAUUUAUGUGUUAUUUGGGGUGGGGUGGGGUGGGGUGGGUUAGUUUCCUGACCACAAGUAAAAACUGAUCCAGCAAAAAGCUUCAAAUAUUCAGGAUAAAGCAGCAAAUAAUCUAUAAUAAUUUAACUGAUUUAACUUCUUUGCUGAUUUUAAUAAAGAUAAUCCUAUUAGGGUGAAAAUGCUUUCACAACUAUCAUAACGUUCUAUAACGAAAGCAAAGUAUCAUAAGUCUUGACUGAUUGAGUGUAUUGAAUUAUCUACAAUUUGGUAAAAAUGUGUGUAUUGAAAUUUUUUAUUUAUAAUUUACUUUUAACAAGUUGUAUUUUUAUUUCUAUUCAAAUAAACCCCAUGAUAACACAAUGA
Messenger RNA from Nothobranchius furzeri (turquoise killifish), 8314 nucleotides. The record is from RefSeq and is a predicted model, not a curated record. Lineage: Eukaryota; Metazoa; Chordata; Actinopteri; Cyprinodontiformes; Nothobranchiidae.